CUUGCCACUGCACUCCAGUCUGGCAACAAAGUAAAACCCUGUCUCAAAACUUAAAAAUUUGUAUUUGGCCCCUAGCCCUCAACUCUUGAGUAAAUCUCUCUCAGUAUCCUAGGCUGAUACAUUAUGGCCCAAAUCCAACAGAGAUGCUAUAUGUCCUUGUUCCUCUCAAAGCCCCUCAUCACCAUCAAAGAGCUGGUCCAGUUCUCCACCUUUAGAUAAAGAAUCAUCCCAAGAUUCAACAUGAGCUGCUGCUGUGACUUGUCCAAGAUGACACAUCUUUACGAUGUAGGGCAGGGGACAGACCACAGGUCACCCUCCCCCGAAGGCAGCUAUCUACUAUCUGGCAUUGCCUCUUAGGCCUGCCAUAUAUAAAACCACCAAAAACAUUUUAAUUAAGAAGAAAGUGAAUUAUUAUAAUUUUAUUUUUAAUUUUUGUGUUCACAUUUACUCUCAAUGAUAUGUUUAUUCCUACCUAGUAUCUUGAGGCUAACCAUAAGUCUACAGCAUUUCAAGGUGGAAGAUACUUGUGUCUUAGCUUUCACUGACUUCCUGUACUACCUCCUACUUAUUUGACCUCUGGUUCUUUCCUCCUGUCUUCCCUUUCUCUAUACCUUAUUCUCUUCCUUUGAAACCUAUUGUAACAAGUUUUGAGCCAUUUCUCCCCUUGCUAUUCAAAUAUUACUUUUAUGAAGAGAAAAAAAAACUUAGGCGGCAAAAAUAUUUUACAGAAACAGUUUUAAACAUGGUUUGAAGAAUACUGAUCAUGUGUUAGAAGGCCAAAAGCCAGGGAAUGUGUUCCCUUUCAUUCAUUGUGUCAUCUAGGUUAAGUUUUCAUAGGACUUCUUGGUACACCAAGUUCGCCUCAAAUUGUCUCCUGCCAAUUACAGGGAGUAGACAGGACUUUGAUACAUUGGUAAUUAGAAGCAUUGCUGAUACGGUCUUCAGUGGGAGAACCUAUGUUUAAGGUUCUGUCUCAUCUGUAUUCCAACACUUCAUAAGUGCCUCCAAGACAAGAAUUGUUUUUUGAUUUACCGUGGUUUCUUUGACAUAACAAUAAACAGACCAAGAUUUUCCUUAUGCAAUCUAUUUUUUUGUGUAACUAGGAUGAAAUAAAGAACCGUUUGCUUAUCAUUUAAAUCUUGCCUUCUUCCCAAAAGGAUUUCAAAUAGCUUGAAGGAAAAACAAAUGAAAUAUAUUGAGCACCUACCCUAUGCCAGACUCUAUGCUGAAGGAUUUCUAUAGGUUAUUUCAUUUACUCCUUAAAACAACCACAUGCGAUAGGUAGUAAUAGCCACAUUUUUUAGGAUAAGACAGGCUUAAGGAGAUUGUGUUACAUGGCUAAUAAGCAAGGUCGGGAAUUCAGAUCCAGCACUCCAAGGCCCCCAACCUUAUAUGGAAAGCCUAGAUAAAAGCUUGCAUAUAGGACAAUUAAGAAUAAAAGAAUAUCUCCAUUAGAAGGAUUGUACUGGGCUAAUCUUUCAUUUUAAAGAAUAGCAGCAGCAUUAGAAAAGAGCAGUUAACAGAUUUUAUUACUGGAUUUCUAUUCUAGAACACUGAGAGGAGCUGUUGACGGGCCCUGGUUAGCCCUAGCAAGCAGUCAUAUUAAAAUUCUCAAAUUAUAGGCCUGCAUUAAGGUAGAAAAUAAGAAUGGGGACUGGAAGGAAUAUAAAUAUCUACUAAAUGUAAUAAUUUCAGUUCUGAUCACUAUUUUCUUCUGAAGAUUGUUUGCCAGUAAAUAGGCAGAUUACUGGCUCUCCUUUAGGUUGACAGUAUAUGACUACAGACUGCCAUUUAUGGUCCAGAGAGAUCACCCCAGCUAGUAGCAUUUUAAGGCAGAGAACUAGAUAUUCUUUCAUUGCCUGUGGUUUUCUGUUCUUCUCAAGAGCUUGGGUCUUCACUGCCAUGUGACACCUUCAGAUAAGGGGCAGAGACAGCUGGGCUCUGAGGACUGCACAAAGGUCUUACCUUCAUAUCUUCUCUCCAGUCCUAUGUUUUGUAGGAACACACACUGAAGACACUAGGUUGCAUCUUUGCAGAUACUGUUUUAGUGUCUUCUGGAACCAAGCCUCUUACUUAAUCCUGGCCUGGUUUCAUAUUCUCUCUAUUGUAUUCUCUCUCUAGUUUUUAUCCUACUCUGGAACUCUUCCAGGGACAGACAUUGAAAAAAGAUAUUAGAACAGCAAAGGCAACAAAUUGCAAGAUAUACUUGUGGCAUAGUACAUCCCAUUAAUUAUAGAAUAAAAACACAACAUCUGUUUUCUGCCUCUAAUAUUUAUACUUGACAAUUACACAACACAGUUCAUAAAGCUCUCACAUCUCAGAUAAUCACUGAGUUAGGAGAGUGGUUAUCUGCAGAUGGCUUUACCUUUUACAAGGUCUCUUGUGUAUGUUACUUCAUGAAACCCUCAAGGAAGCUCCAGUUUCUUGGGGAUCUGGGGCUGGGUCGUGCAUCUUUGGAUACCCAGUUUGGUGCUAUGCACAGAACUGCUGUACCUCCUAUUCAUUUCUCGUCUUUUACCCACCAAGACUCCUUCCUUCAUUCCCUCGAUUACUGAUCUGUUUUCCUUCAUCUUCCUAGGCUGCCAAAGUAAAUGCAAAACAAGCAACAGAAAUCUCAGCUUGUGACUUCUGAAGGGCAUUUUUAAAUGGCAGGUUUUGUGUGGCGCUGUUACAUGUUCUUUUUUCUUUGGAGAGCAAAGCCCUCUGAAAGCAGGAACUCUUUUGUCAAUGUAUAUGUUGUAGGAUCCAUACUCUGGAAUCUCUUGUACCUAGUGCUGUAUGAAAACAAUGAGGAUUCCAAGUCUACUUCACUGGAUGUCUGUUCUCAAACUUUUAAGAUAGUAAGUCCUUUUAUUAAGCCAAAAGACGUUAUAUAUUAAUUCUGUCUUCCAGGGGUAGGAGUUGGGGCGGGGGUUGGACAGUUUUGUCUGGAUAAAUAAUCAGUAUUGUAGUUGCAUUUAAUUAUUUGAUGUCUGAUUUUGUGCUUAUUAAAAUUGAUUUACAUCCUCAAUGGAAAAUGAUUUUUUUUUUCAAAUGCCCAGUGUUGUGUGACUUGCAUUUGGAUUAUUCCCAGUGCAACCUGAAGAUUCUUGUGAUGAGUUGUGGUUCCAUCACCUCGGGAACCACUAAGAGAAUUCCGUUACAAUCCAAACAAUAAAUGUUUUCUUCCUAUCUAUGCCUUUAUCCAGCGCACAGUUUGCUAGACAAAUGAUGAAUAUGGGUUAAUAUGACUUGGUAUCUAUCCUUUUGGAAACAGACUUUUAAAACCUUACUAAGCGUUUUCUGCAUUCUUCAAAUUUGAAAUGAGUGCCUGCUGUGUGCCAGGCAUCGCGCUGGAUGCAGCAUGUCCCUGCCCUCAGAGCUUUACAGUCCAGUGAGUUCAACAGAAGAUGAACAAUUUUUAUGACACAAAAAAUAAACAUAUAUGUGCUGUUGUGGGGGAGAUACUAGUUCCUAUGGAAGCAUCAUCUGGGAGGACCAGAGAAGGCAUCUUGGAAAAACUGAGAUCUGAAAGAUGAGUAGAGUUAACCACGUGAAGAGGGUGGAAAAGGGUACUUCAGACAGGGGGAACAGUGUCAGGAAAGCCCAGGAAGGGUAUAGAAAAGAAAGACAGUAGUUUGAGCAGUGGCUUUCAAUGGGAUUGGCAGUCAUGGAAGGAAAGAGAAGUGGUGGGGACCAGGUUUUGAAGGGCUUUGUGUAUCAAAUUUAAAGAAGUUUAAAUGUUAUCCUAACGUUCCUGGGAAGCCUUAGGCAGAUUUUGUGUGUUAGGAAGUUCACCACUCACCUACUUGGAGUAUCCUAUGUGGAGCUAAUGUGGAUGGGCCUCCUGCCCGUUAUUAAAUCCUGUGCUUGUCUGCCCAUCUGCCCAUACCCUCUCCUUGUCUUUCUUAAAAACUAAAGGAAAGCGUAUAGGUUCCAGAAGGAAAAAGAAAUAAAUGCUAGAAGAAUAGCAUUUACCAUGGCCCAGUGAGAUUCCAAACCAAAAUAAAGUUUCUAGGGUUUGAGCUUUUAAUACUGGUACUCCAACAAGGAGAUAGGACUUGGGGAGCUGAUGCAGUAUGAAAGUUUUGGAAUUGAGCAGCCUGCAAACCUGGACCUUUGAAAAUCUUCCUACUGACCCAGGAAAAGUACAAGGAAGUAUAUUCUCCAGAGCCUUGGUUAGGCUGAACAUUACUUGAAGGCAUCAGUCCAAAUAAUACACUAAAAACAUUAUUCAGGAACACCCUGAGAAAUUAACAUCAAAACUGAUUUGGCCAGGCACGGUGGCUCAGGCUGUAAUAACAGUGCUUUGGGAAGCCAAAGUUGGAAAAUUACUUGAGAGGCUAGGAGUUCCAGGCUGUAGCAAGCUAUGAUGCACUACUGCACUUCAGCCUGGGCAAGAGAGAGAGUCUUAAGAAUAAACAAACUGAUCCAAGAUCAUUGAAACCAUUAGCAUUUAGGAAGAAACAAAUGAAAUUACACUCAAGGGGCUCACAUUUACCAGGGCUCUGAGGACUCCCAAAGUAAAAAGAUUAAAAAAAAAAAAAUACAAGCCACUUCAGAAAACAAACCACCAUGAGGUAGAGAUAGCAGAGGAAAAAUCACACAGGAAGAUCUAGGAAUCAGGGAACUAUCCACAGUAGGCUAUGAAAGCAUGUUGCAAGUGACUGAGGAUAAUGAAAACAAUGUCAUAAGAGCAUGAAUUAAGAGGGUUUUGAGAAAGAAGAAAGAUAAUAUGGUCAUUGACUAUAAACUCAUUUGGCGGGCAACAACAGAUGAGACACAGCUGUUAAAGAGUGGAUCGAUAACCUUGAACAUGGAUGUGAGGCAGCUGUAGUACAGUACAAAAGGGUUGAGAAAUGAAGGAGCCCUUUAGCUGCUUGUGAACACUGGUCUGGAACGGGGACAGGACCAAGAAAACCAGUCAUGGAAGUUGAACUAAGUCACCUCUCCAGUGUAUCAGUGCCUGUUACGUGCCAGUACUGUUUAGGUGCAGAAGAUAUUGUAAUUUUUUUUAAGUUGCUAUUAAUACCUUCUACUGGGUCAUAAUGGCUCAACCGCGGGAAUGGCAAUAGAGAUGAAGAGAUGGAGGGAUUUGAAAGGCGUUUUUUAGAGGGUGGAAUUAACAGGAUAUGGUGAAUAAUAAAAAAGAUAGUAAAAGCAUAAUGGAGGAAACAGGGGUUCUUCCUGUUAACAAUAAGAAAAAGCUUCGGAGUAGUUUUAUUCAUUUUAAAUGCAUUUAUCGUAUACCUUAUUAUAGGUAUUGGAGAUUGAUGGAAAAUAGUACCUGACUUCAAAGAGUUUCACAGGAAAGAUAAGCGAUGGCUAUGUAAUAUGACCAAUACUAUGAUAGAAAGGUGCCCAGGUUGCUAUGGGAGGACUUAGGUGAUUUCUAAUCAUGUCUAAGAGUAGGGGAAAUGGGAUCAAAGAAAACAUCUCAAGACAUAAAGUGUUAGCUUAUGUCUUGAAAAAUUUUAAAGUUUAACCUAACCAAGGAUAAAGAAUGAGAAGAAACAUCAUGUUCAAAAGCUAAAGAACAUGGGACUCUUGUUUGCUUUCCAUGUACACACGUGUGUGUGUGUGUGUGUGUGUGUGUGUGUGUGUGUGUGUGUUGUAUGUAUCUGAAAGGAUUGGAGAGGAGAGCAAAGAGAAUAACAAGAUGAAUGUCAAGCUAAUGUAUAAUACUUUGAAGUUUGUAUUUCACUUAACAAGAUAGCAGGGAGUGAUGGAAGGAUCUUAGAUAGGAAAAGGACAUGAGCACAUGUACCAAGAGAGCUCUUUCUGGUGAUACUGAGUGGGAAUGUGAAGGUGACAAAUCUGGAGGCAGGUAGCUCGCAUUUGGAGGCGGCUGCAGUCAUCCAGAUGAGAAGCGAGAGGAACCUAAGCUGUAAAUCGCGGGAAUGAAAAUGAUAAGACCCGUUAAAAAGAAACAGAACACACUCUGUAGCAUGGAAAGGGGAGGGGUGAAGGGUGGAGAGUAGUCUAUGCAGAAGGAAAAACCUUCAGAAAGAUACGGAGGCUGAAAAGGCACCCUGUUGUAGAGAGAUCAGCAAUGCAUUUUUUAUAACUAGGCAAUACAGGGAAAUGAUAGGAUCUGAAGCUUGAAAAAUAGAUUGGGGGCUGAUUGUAAAGAGCUUCAUGUCAUUCCCAGGAUUUGGAACUGAUCUUACAUUAAAAAGGUUUUGUUUUUAAAUAUUGAGUAAUAUAGUUGAAGCUAUAAGAAUAGCUGGUGCCAUAUUAUAAUAGCCAUCACUCUUCUAAGCACUUCACAGACAGUAAUACGUUUAAUCCUUACAAUAAGCCUAUUAGAUGAAAACCAUUAUUAUCUUCCCUCUUGUAGACAGAGAAACCAGCCUAAGGAAAAUGAGAACUUGUCUAUGGUUCCACUGUGGAAAUACCUAGUAAACGAUAGAGCAGGAUUCAAACGCAGGCAGUUUAACUCCAGGACUUUCGCUCAUAACCUUCCACACCUCCCUCAUGGUUGGUAUUUCUCAACCAUGGAUACACAUUAGAACUGCAUGUAACAUUUCUAAACAUACAGUUGCCUGGAUUGACUGAGAAUCAGAGUGUCUGAAAAACAUUGUGUGGUACUGUGUUUUGCAAAACCUCCACACAUAAUUCUGAUGCACUUUACUCAUAGUUGAGUACUGCAGGGAUCUUGGGAAGUUACAGUAGUAGUCCAGGCAGGAGAUGAGGGAGGCUCAAACUAAAGCGGUCUGUAGGAAGGAAGAGGAGGGAACAGAUUUGGAGCCUUUAGAGGUGGAAUUGGCAGCAUUCACAAAGUGGAGAUACAGUAUUUUCUUGUGGAGUAUGAACCUUGCCUAGGACCAUACCUUUAGUUGAUUAUCCUCUCCCAACUGGAUCUGUUGAUUUAUGGCUAUGGAAGCUGGGGAAAAGAGGAUUUAAGCAUUUGAAGAAGUUUGUGUAGAGGAUUAUGAUUGAACUCAGACUGUUGUCCUCAGUUUCAUGCUUAUACUAUUGUUUGUCUUUACUUCUCUACCCAGGGCCCUUGGGAGGAAAAAUUGCUGUGUCCAGGCUGAGGCUGGGGGCUAAUGACAGUGUGAGCUGCUCUAGAUGGUGUGAGACCACCCUAAGCCAAGAAAUGACUACAGCUGUGGAACCAGAGGACCAGGAUCUUUGGGAAGAAGAGGGAAUUCUGAUGGUGAAACUGGAAGAUGAUUUCACCUGUAGGCCAGAGUCUGUCUUACAGAGGGAUGACCCAGUGCUGGAGACCUCUCACCAGAACUUCCGACGCUUCCGUUACCAGGAAGCAGCAAGCCCUAGAGAAGCUCUCAUCAGACUCCGAGAACUUUGUCACCAGUGGCUGAGACCAGAGAGGCGGACCAAGGAGCAGAUCCUAGAGCUGCUUGUGCUGGAACAGUUUCUUACCGUCCUGCCUGGAGAACUACAGAGCUGGGUGCGGGGCCAACGGCCAGAAAGUGGCGAGGAGGCAGUGACGCUGGUGGAGGGUUUGCAGAAACAACCCAGGAGACCAAGGCGGUGGGUGACUGUCCAUGUUCAUGGCCAGGAAGUCCUGUCAGAGGAGACAGUGCAUCUAGGAGCAGAGCCUGAGCCACCUAGUGAGCUGCAGGAUCCCGCGCAAAGCUCAACCCCCCAGCAGUCCCCUGAGGAAACCACACAGAGCCCAGAUCUGGGGGCACCGGCAGAGCAGCGUCCACACCAGGAAGAGGAGCUCCAGCCCCUGCAGGAGAGCGAGGUUCCAGUGCCCCAGGACCCAGACCUUCCUACAGAGAGGAGCUCUGGAGACUCGGAGAUGGUUGCUCUUCUUACUGCUCUAUCACAGGGACUGGUAACGUUCAAGGAUGUGGCUGUAUGCUUUUCCCAGGACCAGUGGAGUGAUCUGGAUCCAACACAGAAAGAAUUCUAUGGAGAAUAUGUCUUGGAAGAAGACUGUGGAAUUGUAGUCUCUCUGUCAUUUCCAAUCCCCAGACCUGAUGAGAUCUCCCAGGUUAGAGAGGAAGAGCCUUGGGUCCCAGAUAUCCAAGAGCCUCAAGAGACUCAAGAGCCAGAAAUCCUGAGUUUUACCUACACAGGAGAUAGGAGUAAAGAUGAGGAAGAGUGUGUGGAGCAGGAAGAUCUGAGUUUGGACGAUAUACACAGGCCUAUUUUGGGAGAACCAGAAAUUCACCAGACUCCAGAUUGGGAAAUAGUCUUUGAGGAUAGUCCGGGUAGACUUAAUGAAAGAAGAUUUGGUACAAACAUUUCUCAAGUGAAUAGUUUUGCGAACCUUCGGGAAACUACGCCCGUCCACCCACUGUUAGGGAGACACCAUGACUGCUCUGUGUGUGGAAAGAGCUUCACUUGUAACUCCCACCUUGUUAGACACCUGAGAACUCACACGGGAGAGAAACCCUAUAAAUGUAUGGAGUGUGGAAAAAGUUACACGCGAAGCUCGCAUCUUGCCAGGCACCAAAAGGUUCAUAAGAUGAACGCUCCUUAUAAAUAUCCCUUAAACCGGAAGGAUUUGGAAGCGACCUCCCCUUUGACCCAGGCUGAGAGAACUCCAUCUGUGGAGAAGCCCUAUAGAUGUGAUGAUUGUGGAAAACACUUCCGCUGGACUUCAGACCUUGUCAGGCAUCAGAGGACACAUACAGGAGAAAAACCCUUCUUUUGUACUAUUUGUGGCAAAAGCUUCAGCCAGAAAUCUGUGCUAACAACACACCAAAGAAUCCACCUGGGAGGCAAACCCUACUUGUGUGGAGAGUGUGGCGAGGACUUCAGUGAGCACAGGCGGUACCUGGCGCACCGGAAGACGCACGCGGCCGAGGAGCUCUACCUCUGCAGCGAGUGCGGGCGCUGCUUCACCCACAGCGCAGCGUUCGCCAAGCACCUGCGAGGACACGCCUCCGUGAGGCCCUGCCGAUGCAACGAAUGUGGGAAGAGCUUCAGUCGCAGGGACCACCUCGUCAGGCAUCAGAGAACACACACUGGGGAGAAACCGUUCACGUGCCCUACUUGUGGAAAAAGCUUCAGCAGAGGGUAUCACUUAAUUAGGCAUCAGAGGACCCACUCAGAAAAGACCUCCUAGCUAGGUCCCCAUGUGAGGAAAUCUGCUUUCAGCCCUCACCUAAGGGAGGUGAGGAACAGGAAAAGCCCUCUUGUCAGCCUGGGAAGACCUUUUCUAGGGAGUCUCCCUGACCUGCCCAGAUCCGACAUCACCUCUUCCGGCAACUAAAUACAAGCCUGGGCAGAACCUCUCAGCCGCCUUCUAUGCCUUGAGAUGUUUCAUCCAAAGUACAACCUGAAUUGAGGCUUCUCCUUCACUAGAGUGUGGCUGCCUCUAUCUCGUGGUUGUGAAGUAGGAAAAUUAAAAGACUUAAGAGGUUGUGGUUACUGUAUUGUCCAAAAAAUAGGCUGUUACAUAUCCUAAAGACUGCUUAACAGCCUCGAGUUGAAAGUGGCCAAGGACAGCCCCUUAGGUUUGGGAAGGGACCAGCCUGAAGGAUUCUGUCUUUAGAGGGCUCAAGUCUUAAAGCACACAGCUCUGAACUCAAGACAGGAGGUUUGCGUCCUGAUGGCUUUGCCACACAUUCACAGGAUGACUGUACAAACCCCUUGCUGUCUGAUUCACUUCUUACCAUGCACUUUCCUUUGAUGCUGAGGAGAAAUGGAAGCAGGCAAAAAAAAUCUCAAAGCUGCUUCAGGUGGACCUUGCCAAGCUGCUCCCUCCCCCAAUGUCAAAUUGUUAUCAGGUGCCAAACACUGCUAGAAAGGAGGGCCUAGUCGGAAGCCUCUUUCCAUAUGGGUUUUGGUUUUGUCUUUAAUAUUUUUUCCUAUUAAAAUACUCAUGCAUUUAACCUUC
Messenger RNA from Sapajus apella (tufted capuchin), 9802 nucleotides. RefSeq names its product zinc finger protein 202 (gene ZNF202). Gene Ontology annotation, molecular function: DNA-binding transcription repressor activity, RNA polymerase II-specific. Gene Ontology annotation, biological process: negative regulation of transcription by RNA polymerase II. The record is from RefSeq and is a predicted model, not a curated record. The transcript is spliced from 6 exons. NCBI's taxonomy places the organism in Eukaryota, Metazoa, Chordata, Mammalia, Primates, Cebidae. Bases 6914 to 9028 code for a protein of 704 amino acids.